AUGACAGCAAUCUUUGACUGCAGUCAGAAGUGGAAGAGCAAGUCAGACUUGGGAGAGCAAGUCAGACUUGGAAGAGCAAGUCAGACGUGGGAGAGCAAGUCAGACGUGGAUGAACAAGUCAACCGUGGAAGAACAAGUCAGUCGUGGAAGAGAGCAAGUCAGAAGUGGAAGAGCAAGUCAGUCGUAGAAGAGAGCUUGUCAGAACUGGAAGAGAGCAAGUCAGAAGUGGAAGAGCAAGUCAGUCGUGGAAGAGAGCAAGUCAGAAGUGGAAGAGCAAGUCAGACGUGGAAGAGAGCAAGUCAGAAGUGGAAGAGCAAGUCAGACGUGGAAGAGAGCAAGUCAGUCGUGGAAGAGCAAGUCAGACGUGGAAAAGAGCAAGUCAGAAGUGGAAGAACAAGUCAGUCGUGGAAGAGAGCAAGUCAGAAGUGGAAGAGCAAGUCAGACGUGGAAGAGAGCAAGUCAGAAGUGGGAGAGCAAGUCAGAAGUGGGAGAGCAAGUCAGACUUGGAAGAGCAAGUCAGAAGUGGAAGAGCAAGUCAGAAGUGGAAGAGCAAGUCAGAAGUGGAAGAGCAAGUCAGAAGUGGAAGAGCAAGUCAGAAGUGGAAGAGCAAGUCAGACGUGGAAGAGCAAGUCAGACGUGGAAGAGAGCAAGUCAGACGUGGAAGAGAGCAAGUCAGGCUUGGAAGAGCAAGUCAGAAGUGGAAGAGAGCAAGUCAAAAGUGGAAGAGAGCAAGUCAAAAGUGGAAGAGAGCAAGUCAGAAGUGGAAGAGCAAGUCAGACGUGGAAGAGAGCAAGUCAGUCGUGGAAGAGCAAGUCAGACGUGGAAGAGAGCAAGUCAGGCUUGGAAGAGCAAGUCAGAAGUGGAAGAGCAAGUCAGACGUGGAUGAACAAGUCAGCCGUGGAAGAACAAGUCUGCCGUGGAAGAACAAGUCAGCCGUGGAAGAACAAGUCAGUCGUGGAAGAACAAGUCAGCCGUGGAAGAACAAGUCAGUCGUGGAAGAACAAGUCAGCCGUGGAAGAACAAGUCAGCCGUGGAAGAACAAGUCAGCCGUGGAAGAACAAGUCAGCCGUGGAAGAACAAGUCAGCCGUGGAAGAACAAGUCAGCCGUGGAAGAACAAGUCAGCCGUGGAAGAACAAGUCAGCCGUGGAAGAACAAGUCAGUCGUGGAAGAACAAGUCAGUCGUGGAAGGACAAGUCAGACGUGGAAGAACAAGUCAGCCGUGGAAGAACAAGUCAGUCGUGGAAGAACAAGUCAGCCGUGGAAGAACAAGUCAGCCGUGGAAGAACAAGUCAGCCGUGGAAGAACAAGUCAGCCAUGGAAGAACAAGUCAGCCGUUGAAGAACAAGUCAGUCGUGGAAGGACAAGUCAGACGUGGAAGAACAAGUCAGCCGUGGAAGAACAAGUCAGCCGUGGAAGAACAAGUCAGUCGUGGAAGAACAAGUCAGCCGUGGAAGAACAAGUCAGCCAUGGAAGAACAAGUCAGCCGUGGAAGAACAAGUCAGCCGUGGAAGAACAAGUCAGUCGUGGAAGAACAAGUCAGCCGUGGAAGAACAAGUCAGCCGUGUACAGGUGUGAGACAAUAG
This is a messenger RNA of Procambarus clarkii (red swamp crayfish), 1584 nucleotides long. Its product is annotated as golgin subfamily A member 6-like protein 22. The record is from RefSeq and is a predicted model, not a curated record. NCBI's taxonomy places the organism in Eukaryota, Metazoa, Arthropoda, Malacostraca, Decapoda, Cambaridae.